AUGGUGAAGUGUAAAACCCCUGUAAUCACACUUCUCAUCCUCGGCUUCCUCCUUGGCAUUGGGGAAUGUAGGAAGCUCUCUGACACGUCUGCUGGUGGCGGUGGAGCUGGCGGCGGUGCCGGUGCCGGUGGUGGCACCAGUGUGCCUGGCGGAACUGGCUUUGGCAGCGGCUCUGGCAGCGGCAACGGUUCUGGCUAUGGCAGUGCGACUGAUCCCAAUGGCAGUAUUGGAGGUGGUGGCGGUGGCGGUGGUUCAGGCAAUGGUGGUGGUGGCGGCACCAACGGUGGGAGUGGCUCAGGCGCUGGUGCUGGAGCUGGUUCUGGUGGCGGCGGUGGCGUCUCUCAGAUUCCUGGUGAUGGCUGGUCCUCAGCGCCACUGCCUGUUGCUUUGGUUGCUCCCUCAUCGCUACCAGUUGCAUCCCCCGGCCUCGCACCAUCAGUUGAUGUGCUUGAUGGUGAAUGGGCAAAUGGAUUGCUUGUUGCUGUCCCGCCUGGUUUGCCCGUUGUUGAUGAUCCUCUCUUUUGA
Messenger RNA from Amborella trichopoda, 525 nucleotides. The record is from RefSeq and is a predicted model, not a curated record. Lineage: Eukaryota; Viridiplantae; Streptophyta; Magnoliopsida; Amborellales; Amborellaceae.